UAUUUGAUCUUUCAAACUAUCCAUAGAUGUGAAAACAGUUUGCAAUGCUUAUUCCCCAUGCCCCCAUCAUCUCUCCCCCCUUCUUAUUCCUUCCUACCUAUCCCUUUUUCCUAACUACCAAACUGCCAACUUCAAAGACUAGUUCAUUUCUUACAUGGAGACCUCACAAGCAUCAACUCUCAUCAACUCUAUAGCAAAAACUUCUCGUAUCGGUGGUCGUCAGAGAACGUCGAGCCGCUCCUCGACUCAUUCGACAUGGACGAAGAACUCGGUUUGGUGAAGGGUGCCAACUUUAGCUUCACUAGUCCAUGCUUCCAUUCUCCUGAAGUUGUAUUUGCAGACCAAAUUUUCUCUAAUGGUUUCCUUCUUCCACUUCACCUCAUUAGUCGACAAAAGAUCGAAUCGAUUCACAACCCUUUUGAUUCGUUAGACUCGUCUAAACCGCUUCUUUCUAAUUUCAUUCGAUCCUCAUCGCAAAACUCUUCCCCUAUCUUAAAUUCAUCUCAAAGUGUUCCGAUUUCGGUAAGCUCAAACACGUCGAAAAGCGAGAGUUCGAAGAGUGCGAAGUUCAAGUCAUCGUUGGCGAGGAUUUGGAGGAGAUCGACGAAGAAGUUCCUGCAUAAGUACGCGAGUUUUCUCAAACCGUUGUAUGUUAAGGUGAAGGAGAUGCGGUUAAGCUCGUCGAAGAAGUCAAGCAACCGAACGAGUUCGUCGAGGACGAGCAAUGCAUCUGUGAGCAUGGAAUGGUGCAGCGAGAGUGCCGAUAAUGCUGUUCAUGAAGCAAUUCUACACUGCAAGAAGUCAUUUCUAGGGGGAGAAGAACUAACGGAGAAAUUCUGAACCAAGUUAAGGGAGAAAAGAAGAACCAUUGAUGAAGACUUUGCUAGAGAUAUUCUCUGUGUUGUUGGCUUUGCUAAACUUAAUGUAAAUUUUUAGCUAUUCAGAAAAGUAAAAUGUUGUAAAUACUACCUAAACAACAAUGUAGUAUUAAGUAGUGACUUAAAUUUCAGUUCUCCAGUGACAAUCUAAUUUUUUUUCGGAAUAAGAGCCCCCAAUAUGCGAAUAUAAAAUAGAGGGAAAAAAAAGAAAAGAAAAGAAAAGGAAAGAAAAAACACUACAACAAAAUUGCCUUUUAGCGACAAUUAUCUCAUAGAUUAGCGGCGAUUAUAAUCGCCGCUACUCUCUCUACCGGCAAUUGUAAUAAUUGUCACUAUAAAUGGAAUCGGUAAAAGUCUAGCGGCAAUUAUAUUAGCGGCUGGUAAAAAGUAAAAUAAUUGUCACUAAAGAUUACUCUAUACCGGCAAUUAUAAAAGCCACUAAAAACAAAAUACAUUUGCCCAUAAAAUAUGUAACAUUAAUCACAAAUGCCAACAAAAAUAAGGUAAAUAGCCACUAAAUAUAAAAAAUAUUAAAUCAUCAUUAAAAGUCAUAUAUCCAAUUAAUCACUAUAAAAAUUUCAAAA
Molecule: messenger RNA, 1462 nt
Organism: Ananas comosus (pineapple)
Lineage: Eukaryota; Viridiplantae; Streptophyta; Magnoliopsida; Poales; Bromeliaceae
Product: probable membrane-associated kinase regulator 6
Exons: 2
Coding region: 256-840 (194 amino acids)
Source: RefSeq, a predicted model, not a curated record